Molecule: messenger RNA, 3919 nt
Organism: Pseudopipra pipra
Lineage: Eukaryota; Metazoa; Chordata; Aves; Passeriformes; Pipridae
Gene: COL23A1
Product: collagen type XXIII alpha 1 chain
Exons: 32
Coding region: 21-2048 (675 amino acids)
Source: RefSeq, a predicted model, not a curated record
GCGGCGCGGAGCGCGGCGCGAUGAGCGCGGGCAGCGGCAGCGGGGCCGCGGCCGCGGCGGGCACCGCCACCUCCGCGCUGUGCCUGCUGCUCUCGCUCACCGCCGUGGCCGUGUGCCUGCUGCUGGGCGCCAAGACGGCCGAGCUGCAGGGCCGGCUGGCCGCGCUGGAGGAGCGGGGCGCCGCCGCCCACGGGCCGCUGCUGGAUGCGCUGCAGCCCCGCGUGGAGCAGCUUUUCCACGAGAAACUGGGUGAAGGACUAGCAAAGCUGAGGACAGCGAGAGAGGCUCCCUCAGACUGCAUGUGCCCCCCAGGCCCUCCAGGGAGGCGAGGGAAGCCCGGCCGGCGCGGAGAACCCGGACCUGCAGGGCAGUCAGGACGUGAUGGUUACCCGGGGCCUCUUGGUUUGGAUGGCAAACCAGGACCUCCAGGACCAAAAGGGGAAAAGGGUGAAGCAGGGGACGUCGGCCCAAGGAUGGUUUUCCCCCACCUCAAUCACGGAUUUCUGGCUAAUGAUCAGCUUGUCUUUAGUCGGCGAAUGCUCAAGGGUGACCAAGGUCGAGAUGGAGCCACGGGCCCCCCUGGUCCGCCAGGACCCCCAGGUGCCCGGGGGCCUCCUGGUGACACGGGAAAGGAUGGCCCAAGAGGACCUCCAGGCUCCCCUGGUUUCAAAGGCGAGCCAGGAGAGGAAGGACUCAUGGGUGCCAGAGGACCUCCAGGACCAAAGGGUGAGCCUGGAGUCCAAGGGAAAAAGGGUGAUGAUGGGAUCCCUGGGGAACCAGGACUUGUGGGCCCUAAGGGAGAAAAAGGAAGUGUGGGUCCCAAGGGAGAGAAUGGCACCGAUGGCUUCCCAGGACCCAAGGGUGAAUCCGGUGAGAAGGGAGGAAUCGGCUCCAUUGGACCCCGGGGUCCCCCUGGCCUGAAAGGGGAACAGGGCGACACGGUCGUGAUCGACUACGAUGGCCGGAUCCUGGAUGCACUCAAGGCUGCAGGGAUACACAAAGUGCUGGGUCCACCGGGUCCCCCAGGGCCACCCGGCCCCCAAGGCACUCCAGGUCCCAAGGGAGAGCUGGGCUUGCCGGGCCCACCUGGACUGGACGGUGAAAAGGGUCCCAAAGGAGCAAAGGGUGACCAGGGCAGCGCGGGGAUCACGGGGCAGAAAGGAGAGACAGGAGAAAUGGGCUUAGCAGGUCCACCGGGAGCAGAAGGGCCAAAAGGAGACAAAGGAGAAAAAGGAGACACUGGCUCACCAUGUCUGCAGAACAAUCAUAUCAUACCUGAGCCUGGACCCCCUGGAUUACCCGGCCCUAUGGGCCCUCCAGGAAUCCAGGGACCUAAAGGUUUGGACGGUGCAAAGGGAGAAAAAGGUGACACUGGUGAGAAGGGGGACCAUGGUGACACCGGACCUGCUGGUCUCCCGGGCGCUCCAGGGCUCAUUGGUUUACCUGGUACCAAAGGAGAGAAGGGAAAGCCGGGGGAGCCAGGAUUGGAUGGUUUCCCAGGUCUCAGAGGAGAGAAAGGAGAGAGAAGUGAAAGAGGCGAGAAGGGUGAGCGAGGAAUACCAGGGAGAAAAGGAGCCAAGGGGCAGAAGGGGGAACCAGGCCCCCCUGGACUGGAUCAGCCUUGUCCUGUGGGAGAUCAUAGCAUUGCAGGCAGCAAAAGGGAGCCAGGUUUGCCAGGCCUGGAUGGGCUGAGUGUGCCCUGCCCUUUGGGACCAGACGGACUGCCAGUAGCAGGAUGUUGGCAUAAGAACCCGGCUGAAAACAAAGAAAAAGAGGAUGCAGCCCUGAAAAUGGAAGAAGCUGCUGUAAACUGUCUGGUCAGACAGGAGAAGGACUUGCAACCUGCAGAGGAGACAAAGCCGAGCUCCGUUCGUCGCUGCUGCUGGGGUGGAAACAGCAGCUCUGGGGCUGAACACAACAACCCUGACUGCCUGGGGUUAUUCUAUAACCAUGAGAAGCUUUUUUCCCCUCAAGGGGAAGCACCUCUGGGUCCUGUUCUGGGGUCUGUACCUGAAGAUGUGCCAGUACUUUGUUACUGUGGAAGCUGAAUUCCCCAGGAAGCCUCUGCUGGAGAAUUUCCAAACAAAAAAAUGUGGCAAUACUUUCAGUGCAGAGAGUUGCAGGACAGGGAGAGCUCUGCUGAAGUCCCUUCUUAAACAACAGAGCACAUAAUUUUUCUGUUGGGAUUCCUAGAACUUGGGAGUUUGGAGUAUUUAAUUGUCUUGUUUUGUGGGUUUCAUUUACUUUUUUUUUUUCUUGGUUUACAUGGUUUUAACUGUAAACUAACUCUGCACACUCCUCUUGUCUUCUUCCUUUUCUCCCCCUUUUCAGUCUCUUUCUUUAAACUAUCUCAGGCACAUCCCAUGCAGAGCAGGGCAAUGAAUAAGAGGAUUAUUAUUUUGAUAUCUGCAUAUGCCACUGCAAGAUCGAUUAAUAACUAUUCCUCAGUUCCCAUUUUUUAAGAUGUUGAAAAAAACAGAGGCUGUGCAGUAGAGAGCCAUAAACAAUUAUUUCAAAGAGGAAAAGGAUGGCUUACAGCCGAGUCUGUUCAGCUUACAAUGAAGAUCAAGAGGCAACCAGAUUCCUUUACAGGGAGGAGAUACUUUCUAUUAACAAGUUCUUAAACUGAACAGAGAAACAUGUACAAAUAUUCAUCCAAUGGGUAGAAGCUGAAGCUACACAAACUCAAAUAAGCAAGCUGUGGAUUUUUAUUGGUGAGACUGAUUAAUCCUAACCAGGCCAGUGAUGUAAUCCCCAUCACCUUAAUGCCUUUUUGAUUUAACAGUUUAUUUCUUGAGGAAAUACUUUAGCCCCAGACAAGUUGCUGGGUUCUGUGUGGGCGUCUUAGGUGAAAUGAAGAGCCUGACCACGAUAUCAAACAGAUGAUAUCAGGGUUCUUUGUGGCCUUGAUCUUAAAGAAUACAGAAGGGAGUCAUUUUUGGUGCCCUGAGUAGAUUCAAAAACCUCUGUUAAAUUCUUGCUUCGCUGCAACUCUUACUGCAGCUACUGCCAGAGAGGGCUUGAGAGAGGGAUGUGACUGUCCAGGUGCAACUGCCCUGUACAAGCUGACCUAGUGCUACAGGAAUUCUUGCUCCUGCGUUCUGAAGAACAGUGGGAAUGUGCUUUGUGCUCCGUGCAGGCUGGGUGAUGUCUGUGGGUUACCUGUGACUGGAUCCUGGGUGUCCUUGAGCUCAUCCCUUUAGCUGGGAGGGUGUGUUGUGUGCUGGUCAAUGCUGCACUGCCCAUCUGCCUUGGUGGGUGUGGACACAGAAGACUUAAGGGCUGUAGGCAGUGGACUUGUUACCUGUCGUUGUUGGCUGCUUAGGGUCUACACCUACACAUCACUUGUGGCUAUACUUGGCAUUUUCACCAGUUACUCACCAUUCUCUUGGUCACCAUAUAGAUUAAAUCCAUGUAAAUUCGUAUCAACUAACAAAUCAAGAAACAAGAAUUAUGUAACUCAAAACAGCAAUGAAAAUGCAUUUUAUUUACUUCCAUUUCAUGUUCUCAGCUAUCACUUUUGGUGUAGGGGUUUUUAAAGGCAUAAGGAGCAGCUAACAAGCUCCCACUGGUUUUUAGUGCUUUUGAAAAACCCCUUUAUUGUCCCAAAUUAAAGCUAAAAAAAUCUUCUGUGAAAGGUUGAAGGCAAAUCUCUCAUUGAUGUCUCCAGGAAGAUCUGUAAUUGUUCCCUUAAUGUACAGUUGCUCUUCCCAUCUGCCACAGUCAUCUCCAAACUAAAAGCAAUUCACUACUCCAAACCACACUGUGGGCUUCUACACUCAAAUUCCUGCCCGUGUCCUGAUCACGGAACCUCUUUCAGUAUCAAUGAGAGUUCAGUCCCCAGAAUGACUGCAGAAAGCACAAGAAUCUGGAAGUGUCCACAAACAAUCUACAAUGCAGAUAGAAAAGUCUUGUUUUA